CGUCGGGUCAUUCAGACGUGAUGAUGGGUCUGCCUCGCCGUACGCGAAUUUUUCUCCUCUGGAAUGUACAGAGUUUGAUGGAACUAGAGGGUAAACCCGAUGUCCGGAAGGGAUAAGGGGAGGGAACCAAAUCUGACGAGCAAGCGACAGUAAAGCAAUGUCAACAGAUGAUCGAAAGUUGCAGCAGUCAACUCGUAAAAUUGGAGAGAGAGAGAGAUUUAACGCGCACGAUGACACGGCACGUUCUCAGGAUGUAAGUGAGGAUGAGAAAGACUUUGAAGCUCAAACUACAGCAACUUCACUGCAUUUAACAGGCCUGCAGAAAAGCAGCAGAGAUUUGCAGAUCAAGCAGAUCAUACUACUCAGGUCCAACAAAGACUCCAGCAAGACAUCAGAGGAUCAAAACGAACCUUCCAGAUUCACCGCUGUCCUCUCUUUCCGUCUUCCCACCAAAAGAAAAAAAAGAGACACAGCAGAGGACACAGAAGAAGCACUGCUGAAUGACGCUGACAUUGACGAGUCACAUGCAACGCUAAGGAGAACAGCUAAUAAACACCAUACAGAGCUAAGGGACGGAUUUUCAAAUUCAGAGAUUUAUUUUAAGGACGGGGAUGGGCCAAAAUCACCUUUUGAUGAAAACAGCUUUUCCAGUCCACAACGUCAACAUGGACUUACCACACCUUACCAGGGACAAGAUACAGGAAUACAACACAACAUACAUGAACGAACACAAAUAGCCAACAACGACUCACAGAGACAUUCAACUCUACAGUCUAUUUGUGUCAUACGACCAGAAUUCAGCAAGGGGACAAAUGCAAACAAGGAAUCUGGAGCCACUGACCACAGAGAAAUUGUUUUAACAACUCCACAUUACAACAGUCAACUAACAUUGCUUGGAAAAGACAGCAGUCUAAAAGCAAGCGCUGAUAGGAAGCUCUUUACAUGCCGUUCAGAGGUACAAAGCCAGGUGUUAUCAUUACCCCCUUUUCCGCCUUCUGGACGUAGCCCUGAUCCAGAACAAAAUCAUCUCAAUCCUGCCUCAGCUAUGAUUGCAUCCGCCCUGGUCUCAGUUCUUGUACCACCUUGGAGUGGCCGCCUUAGAAGACCCAAACAAGGAGGCAAUGAGGUAGAACAGGAAUCACGAGAUUGUGGACAGAAUGCCAACCCAUCUACCUCACUCCGCCAAGACCCCCGUCAACAACCGUUUCUUUCCUCCUAUAGACCACUAGCUGAACGUAUGAUGCAAGAACCCAAUGACAACGACACUACUGGAACCAGCUACAGUUCUGUUGAAUGGCAAAAAGAGAAUAAUUCUCCAAACAUCACAACUACAAUUCAGUCUAAGAGAGCUAUAAUGAAAACGUCUUCUGUGGACACAUACAGAGCCACGAUGUACAAUGUUGCAGAAUUACACCGUGUUCCCACAACUCUGGACACUGGUCAGGUACCCAAGUCAUCCCUGUAUGAGGAACAUCAAGGACACAGGAUGUCAACAACUAAAGAUCAAAGUGAGUCUUUCAAAUCAUUGAGCUCCAAGCCAACAACAAGCAGCCUACUUCUGUCAUUGAGGAGGGCAAAUUUGAGUAGGCUCAAUGAGGAGAGCACACAAAUAAAGACUCCGAUAACUCGGUCUGUCAGGUCCCUUACAUUGCCAAGCAGAAGUAUAUUAAAGAAUGCGCAGUCGUACACCUCUAUUUUUUGUAGUGAGGAAGCCGGUGAUACAACUGAGCCCUACUCAUUUCCAGACACUCCUUCAAGAACAGAGGAAAUCUCAGAUAAUUGUUAUUUCUUACCUAGAAGUAAAAGGGUGAUGACAAGGCCGUCCCUGUUUCUAAACAAAACCGAUUCAGAAAUUUCAAAGAAUCCAGAGACUUUCAUUGCAAGAGAUGAGGAGCACAUUUCCCUCAACUCCACAACCAAAUCCAACCUGCCUGAAAUUCCCGAACCUCAGCGGCAUUUUCGUUCCUUAAAUCAUUUGAGCAAAUACACCAAAAUAGACGGUGGUGAUGCAAUGGAAGUAUUUAAUGCAAAAAAUGCAAACCAGCAAAACUUGAAUAUAAACAAUAAUCCAGACACUUUCUCCCAAAUUUCAUCAAACAAUAGAACAAAUUUGAACAUAGAUGUUCCACGGACAGGCUUUAAUGGUGGACACCUAAAGUCACAAAAUAUACCAGAGAGCAAAUCUAUAGCUACAAGAACCUUCACAGACACUCUUAAAUUCUCACCCAGGAAAGAGAACUUUUCCGUUGAUGGAAUCAACACAACAAAUGUAGGGCAGACAUAUCAGGACACUGGAAAGAAAGCUUCUCAGUCAAGUCAAAGCCCAAUGGAUCUUUCAAGUCCUCUGUCGCCAAGCAGACCUACGAAAGGUUUUCGUGUUCCAAGCAUCUAUUCCUACCUAAGAGAGUCCAGCCCAGCAGUUUCAACCACUAAUGUCCCUUCAACUCCUUUUUUACACAUACAGAGAGCUGAAAGUUUUUCCUCUCCAAUUCAAGGUGGAGGUGAAAUACUGCCGGGUGACAGAAAUACUGUUCCCUCAAGAUUUUCUUUUGACAUCGGCCCAUUUGACUCACACCCAUUGAAAAAAAGCUCUUCCGGUUCUCUUACCAGCCCAGCUCAAUCUCUGCCCCCUGAUUUUGGAAGAAAAUCAGCACCCCGUCUUAGCACUUCUCCAUAUUCCUCUCUCAUCUCCUCAAGACUUGCACUCAACAGCACUUUACAAAGUCUGUCCUCUCCACCACCAGCCAAACCACAGGAACAAUCUACAUCAGAUGAUACCAUAACCAUACGUGUUUACCCUAUUAAACUUCACCCAAGUCCUUCUUCCUCCAUGUACAAGAACGUAACAAAGAGACCAAAGGAACACCUGGGUUCUCCUGACAGAGAACAGAAGACAGGCGCAGCAAACACUACUCAGGCUUAUUUAGGUGCACCAGAUGAUCACAAACCUGCCCAGCCAUGUCUCGCACAAACCGUACCACAAAGUUUUUUCACAGAAUGCCAAAGUGCAAAUAUAACCCCACACCAAAGUCAGCAACGUGAGGAACAUGAGGAACGUAAAGGCUCGAUGGCAGUUCAGCUUAAUAAGGAUCAUUCUCAUUCUAAGCCCAGGCUGAACCUGAAAGAGAAUACGGUAACAGCCGAAAGUAAGCCUCUGCUUGAAGCCGAGAAGGAGACUACAGAUUUGCAACAGCAUGAGAGAUUGCAGGAAAUUCCUUAUUCAAAGAGAGGCCUAUUUGCAUUGCGGGCUAAGAAAGACAAUGUUUUUAUGGCAGACAAAGAUGAUGUUAAUCCUCAGUAUUUGAAAACCAAAAGAAAUACACCAGUAUUGAAAACAAGCAGCAGGAUUGACCAGAUGCUAAGUCGCUUAAAACAGACAUUUGGUGGCAAAAGUUCAGACAAGACUGUUGACACAAAAACUGGUAAUGCCACCAAUCAGAAACUCUUGUACACUGAGACUUCUGAAAGAGAUAAUAGAGAAGAGAAAAGGUUGAUUAAUGACAAAACAACUUUGAAAUCAUUGUCACCAGAAACAUUGGUGAAAUCUGAGAAUAAGCUAAAUGCGGAUGUCCAAAGCAGGAUAAUGGGUGAAAAAACAUGUUUUCGGAACUCAUCUUUGACCAAUGAUGACGCAUCUUUACCUUCGUUGGAAUCAUUAUCACCAUUAACAUUUAGAAAAACUGAGAAAACGUUAAAUGUGGACGGGCAAAGUAGGAUCAGGAGUAAAAAAACAUGUUUUGGGAGCCAGUGGGAAGCUCCAAAAUCACCUUUGACUACUGAUAAAGUUUCUUUGAAGUCAUUAUCGCCACUAACAUGUCGGAAACAUGAAAAUCAACUUAAUGUGGAUCGCCCAAAAAGGUGGAGUGAUGAACUUGAAAAACAGUCGUACAGCGGCAGCAAGCACAGGCUAAAUCUCCAUACGAUGAACCGCUCUGCCACUUUACCACAUUACCGAAACUCAUCUUUCAGUCCCUCAUCAACCUCUUGUCUCUCUGAUUACGAUUCAGAAGACAUUCAGAACGACAAUGUGUUUCAUAGUCCGGUGAGCAAAAAAAGCAAUUCGCUCUGUGAGUCUGACAUUGUUCCGCAACUGAGCUAUGCUAAGAGUAACGUGCCUCAAAACCUCACAAGAUCCCGCUUGUCGUCUUCCUGUGCGGAUUUAAAGUACGGUCUGAAUUAUGGGAGAUCUUUCUCUGUCAGCAGUGUUGUUUCAAGCCGCCCUUCAGGUCCAGGACGAAUCUCAACAAGUAGCGUCAGUGACCUAUCAAGUUUAGAUGACUUCAUGCCCAAAGGAUUUGGCUCACCGAACAAUAUCAGCUUUUCCCCGACCUAUGGUGCCAAUCCCGUCACCAAUAUUCCAUCCCAUUUUGGAAAUACAGAUGAUCAUGUUCAGAAUUUAGAUGAACAAGAGGGCUCGUCAUGCCUCUGGGACAAUGCAGACCCAACUCCGCCUCCCUCUCCAACUUUUUCUCCAUCUCCCCGUCGCAUAUCCCAAGCUCUCGCUGUCUCCUCCCCGGUCCGGACAACUCCAGAAAGUCCUUCUCGUGGACUGCUACCAUCAAGGAGCUACUCAACCAGCCUGACUGUUUUUGAGGAGUCUGGUUCUGAUACAACCACUGAUGACGAAUACUAUCUUGAGAAUGGCGAUGAUGACAUGGAAACAGAACUUUAGUCAAAGUAUUAUGCGUUAUAAUUGUUCGAGUUCAUUAUUUGGUUAUACAUUGGACAUUUAGAAUGUGUUUUUGUCUGUGCACUGGAUCUUCAAUGAGAAUUAGCCUAAAAUCAAACCAAAACAAGUUCAGGGAAACUGAAUCUUUAUUGUAAAAGCAUCUAUUAAUUACAUUUGCAAAUCCUGCUCAUACUGUAGUCCAAGAAUCAUAUUUGUGCAUCACAGAUGAGUGAGGACUGUAUUAAUUUCCUAUGUUAUACAUAAUUAAAACAAUUUCGAGCUUUUUAAAUAUACAGGAAAUUAAACAAUGUUUGAUUAUGAAUGUAUUUACAGUCUUACACAAUGUUGUUUUAUGAGGGAUUUUUGUGUUUUUAGUAAUGAGUUUUUUCGAUGGCUACGUAAUUUCUUUUGUAAAGAGUUCAUAGACCAUUUCGCUGUGUUCACAUUUGAAAGCACAGCAUGACAGUCACAAUAUAAAUCUCUCAGACAUUCUGCACUAAGCAGCCUUGGUUGGCUCAACCACAACAUAACCAAACAAUGUUUAACACUGUGUGCGUGUUUACUUAGUUAUACAAUUCAGAAAGAAAAGUAUGCAUCGUCAGAGUUUGUCUAUGGUGAUCAUGAUUAGAUUUAAAAGCAAAUGUUGUGUAUGGUGGUUCGUCACCAUUUGAAUAGCAAAGUAAACCUGAAUGUGUUUGUCUUUGAUAAUGUUUGGAUUAACAGGAAAUAGUUAUAAUAUAUAUAUUAUAAUUAUAUAUAUAUAUAUAUAUAUAUAUAUAUAUAUAUAUUACCAGAAUUAUUGCAUUUGUUUGCUUAUUAGAAACCUUUACAUAAUAUUUACAUUUAUUUUCGAACAUAGGCCUAUUUUAAUGCUCUGCUUCUUGAGGAUUACGAGAAUCUCUUGACUGUCUAUUACAUAUAUAAUAAUAAUAUUUAUAACAAAAAUGUAAUAUAUUGAAUAAUUGAUGUUUUGUUGGAACAACAAACUCAUUGGCAUACAUGUUUGAAAAUGUAUACUGACUAAUAUAGUUAAAGUAUGAAUUGUAAAUAAAAAAAAACAUCAGAAAUGGCGCUUAAAAAGAACCGCUCAAGCUAAUUUCCUUAGUGUAGCCUCACAUUAACUAUGUCCUCGGUCAACACAGGUGAAAAAUCCUAAAGUUAACCGUCUUCUAAUAACACAGAAUUACAUGAUGUCAGGCUGUAAUUGUUUUGAAUCAUGUCACAACAUGUCAUGUCACACAUUAAAUAUGGCUAUUUACUCAGA
This is a messenger RNA of Triplophysa dalaica, 5933 nucleotides long. RefSeq lists its product as uncharacterized. Lineage: Eukaryota; Metazoa; Chordata; Actinopteri; Cypriniformes; Nemacheilidae. The transcript is spliced from 5 exons. Bases 158 to 4672 code for a protein of 1504 amino acids. The record is from RefSeq and is a predicted model, not a curated record.